AUGCCUGAGAUGCUCGUGUCUUGUAAGGUGGAAGAGGGCCCAGAGGGUCCGUGCACGGAGAGCACCGUGCCUGUGGCAGGGCAGGAAGUCGGGCGGCCACCCGGCCAGCGGUCUGGGUCUGUCCUCCGGCCGCAGAGCCGUGCAAGCCCCCGGGACGCCCCCAGCGACGGCAGUGAGCGCUGCUUUGUGGUGGCGCUGACGGGUCCGCAGGGCAGCUUCAUUGUGGUGGAGCCUCUGCACCCCAGUGGUCCCAGCAGGCUGCCACCUGCCCCUGGUAGCUCCCAGGCACAAACUGCCCUUCCUGUGCCCACCUGUCCCCUGGGAGUGAGGGAACUGGCACAGUACCGGCAGGUAGUGGGCGAGGGCUGCCAGGGUGGUGCCCACCCCAGCCCUGCCUGGGUGACCGAUGUGUGGGGCAGAGCCUUCUCUACAGCCCAGCUCAGAAGCCACCGCCUCUGGGAAGCCUUCCGAGACUUGCCUGGGCAGAGGUGGGCAGUGCUGGCUGACUGUGCUGCACGGACGCCCGUCCUUUUGUGCCGUGUCUCCCUCGGCCUUUUCCACCAGCGGAGAGGUCUCAGCGCACGCAAGGAAGUUCUCCAGCAGCUGAUCGUAAUGAAUUUGCCCAAUGUCUUGAUGAUUGGCAAAGACCCGCUGUCUGGGAAGAGUAUGGAGGAGAUUAAGAAGGUGCUGCUGCUGGUGCUGGGCUGUGCUGUCCAGUGUGAGAGGAAAGAGGAAUUUAUCGAAAGAAUCAAACAGCUGGACAUUGAGACCCAGGCGGGGAUCGUGGCACACAUCCAGGAGGUGACCCACAACCAGGAGAACGUGUUCGACCUGCAGUGGUUGGAGCUCCCGGACGUGGCCCCGGAGGAGCUGGAGGCCCUAUCCCGGAACAUGGUCUUUCACCUGAGGCGGCUCAUCGACGAGCGAGACGAGUGCACGGAGCUGAUCGUGGACCUCACCCAGGAGCGGGACUACCUCCAGGCGCAGCAGCCGCCCAGCCCCCUCAAGUCCUCCAGCGCCGAGUCCACCCCCAGCCCCACCAGCAGCCUUUCCAGCGAGGACAAGCAGCACCUGGCCGUGGAGCUGGCGGACACCAAGGCCAGGCUGCGCCGCGUCAGGCAGGAGCUGGAGGAGAAGACAGAGCAGCUUGUGGACACCAGGCAUGAGGUGGAUCAGCUGGUGCUGGAGCUGCAGAAAGUCAAGCAGGAGAACAUCCAGCUGGCAGCUGACGCGCGGUCUGCUCGCGCCUAUCGCGAUGAGCUGGAUUCCCUGAGGGAGAAGGCGAACCGCGUGGAGAGGCUGGAGAUGGAGCUGGUGCGCUGCCGGGAGAAGCUGCACGACGUGGACUUCUACAAGGCCCGCAUGGAGGAGCUGAGAGAAGAUAACAUCAUAUUAAUUGAAACCAAGGCCAUGUUGGAGGAACAGCUGACUGCCGCUCGGGCCCGGGGCGAUAAAGUUCACGAACUGGAGAAGGAGAACCUGCAGCUGAAAUCGAAGCUUCACGACCUGGAACUGGACCGGGACGCGGACAAGAAGCGGAUUGAGGAGCUGCUGGAGGAAAACAUGGUUCUCGAGAUUGCACAGAAGCAGAGCAUGAACGAAUCGGCCCACCUCGGCUGGGAGCUGGAGCAGCUGUCCAAGAACGCAGACCUGUCCGACGCCUCCAGGAAGUCCUUUGUGUUUGAGCUGAACGAGUGCGCCUCCAGCCGCAUCCUGAAGCUGGAGAAGGAGAACCAGAGCCUGCAGAGCACCGUCCAGGGGCUGCGGGACACCUCCCUGGCGCUGGAGGAGAGCAGCCUCAAGUGCGGGGAGCUGGAGAAGGAGAACCAGCAGCUCAGCAAGAAGAUCGAAAAGUUACAGACCCAGCUGGAGAGAGAGAAGCAGAGUAACCAGGAUUUGGAGACCCUGAGUGAGGAGCUGAUCAAAGAGAAAGAACAGCUGCAGAGCGACAUGGAGGCCCUGAAGGCUGACAGAGCCCGGCAGAUCAGAGACCUCGAGCAAGAGAAGGACCAUCUCAACCAGGCGGUGUGGACGCUGCGGGAGAGGUCACAGGUCAGCGGGGAGGCCCGCGUGAAGGAUGUGGAGCAGGAGAACAGGGCCCUGCAGCAGAAGGUGGCGGAGGCCGGCGGCCGGCUGAACCGCCUGGAGCUGGAGCAGCAGCAGCUGCAGCGGGCCUUGGGGCAGGCGCAGGAGAAGGCCGGGCGGGCCGAGGAGCUGGAGCAGGAGCUGCGGCGGCUGGAGGAGGAGAAGGGGCAGCUGGCGCAGAGGGUGAGCUCCCUGCAGGCGGCGGGUGAGCGGGCGGACGGCCUGGAGCGAGAGAGCCACGGCCUGGCGCUGGAGAACCGGCAGCUGCGCAAGUCGCUGGACGCCCUGCAGAACGUGUCGGUGCAGCUGGCGGGCCUGGAGCAGGACAACAGGCAGCUGGACGAGGAGAACCUGGAGCUGCGCCGGAUGGUGGAGGCCAUGCGCUUCACCAGCGCCAAGAUGGCCCAGAUGGAGCGCGAGAACCAGGAGCUGGAGCGCGAAAAGCAGGAGCUGCGGAAGAGCGUGGAGCUGCUGAAAGCGCUGGGCAAGAAAUCGGAGCGCCUGGAGCUCAGCUACCAGAGCCUGAGCGCCGAGAACCUGCGGCUGCAGCAGAGCCUGGACAGCGGCGGCCAGAAGGCACAGGCCCUGGAGCGGGAGCUGGGCCAGCUGGAGGCCGAGAACCAGGCGCUGCAGCGGGACCUGGAGGCCCUCCGGCUGGCCAACCGGCAGCUCGAGCGCUCGGACAAGGAGCGGAAGGCGCUGGAGCAGGAGGUGGCCCAGCUGGAGAAGGACAAGAAGCUGCUGGAGAAGGAGGCCAGGCGGCUCUGGCAGCAGGUGGAGCUCAAGGACGCCGUCCUGGACGACAGCUCGGCCAAGCUGUCGGCCGCCGAGAAGGAGAGCCGCGCGCUGGACAAGGAGCUGGCCCGCUGCCGGGACGCGGCCGGCAGGCUGAAGGAGCUGGAGAAGGACAACAGGGACCUCACCAAGCAGGUCACCAUGCACACGAGGACGCUGACCACGCUGAGGGAGGACCUGGUGCAGGAGAAGCUGAAGAGCCAGCAGCUGAGCAGUGAGCUGGACAAACUGAGCCAGGAACUGGAGAAGGUCGGCCUCCACAAGGAGCUGCUGCUGCAGGACAAUGACGGCAGUGGCGACACGAGAUACAAGAUUUUGGAGAGCAUAAAUGAAUCAGCAGUAAAAACAACACUAGCCAUGAAAGAAGAAAAGAUUGUGCUCUUAGAAGCGCAGGUGGAAGAGAAAGCCAGCCUGAAUCAUCAGCUCCAGAAUGAGCUCCAGGUGCUGAAGAAGGAGUGUGAGGUCCUCCGGCAGAGCCAGGAAGAGGGGAAGCCCGCACCCAACUCUUUCAAACACCCCGAGGGUCACCCGGAGAAGGAGCCAUGGGGGUCCGGCCACAAGGAGGCCACCAUGGAGCUGCUCCGCGUGAAGGACCGGGCCAUCGAGCUGGAGCGCACCAACGCGGCUCUGCAGGCGGAGAGGCAGCUGCUCAAGGAACAGCUGCAGCACCUGGAGACCCAGAACACGGCCUUCAGCAGCCAGAUCCUGACGCUGCAGAAGCAGAGCGCUUUCCUGCAGGAGCACAACACCUCACUGCAGACGCAGACGGCCCAGCUGCAGGUGGAGAAUUCCACUCUGAGCUCCCAGAGCGCCUCGCUCACCGCACAGUACGCGCUGCUCCAGAACCAGCAGACGGCCAAGGAGAGUGAGAACGAAAACCUGCAGAAGCAGCAGGAGCAGCUGACAGCCGCCUACCAGGCGCUGCUGCAGGACCACGAGCACCUGGGCGCCCUCCACGAGAGGCAGUCCUCAGAGUACGAGGCCCUCAUCCGUCAGCACAGCUGCCUGAAGACGCUGCAUCGCAACCUGGAGCUGGAGCACAAGGAUCUGGGGGAGAGGCACAGUGACCUGCUGAAACAUAAGGCGGAGCUGGACGAGCUGGAGAAGGUUUUGAAGGCCGAGCGAGAGGCUCUGCAGCAGGAGCAGAGGGCGAGCGCCGUGGCCACGAGCGAGAACCAGAGGCUGCAGGAGGAGCUGGACAGGGUGAAUUUCCUGCACCAUCAACUGAAGGGGGAGUACGAGGAGCUGCACAGCCACACCAAGGAGCUGAAAACCUCACUCAACAACUCUCAGCUUGAACUAAACCGCUGGCAGGCCCGGUUCGACGAGCUGAAGGAGCAGAACCAGAGCAUGGACAUCUCGCUGACCAAGCUGGACAACCACUGCGAGCUGCUCUCUCGCCUCAAGGGGAACUUGGAGGAAGAAAACCACCACCUCCUGAGUCAGAUCCAGCUGCUGAGCCAGCAGAACCAGAUGCUCCUAGAGCAGAACUUGGAGAACAAGGAGCAGUACCACGAGGAGCAGAAGCAAUACAUAGACAAGUUAAAUGCCUUACGGAGACAUAAGGAAAAACUGGAAGAAAAAAUCAUGGAUCAGUACAAGUUCUAUGAUCCUGCUCCAAAGAAGAAAAACCACUGGAUUGGAGCCAAAGCCUUAGUCAAACUCAUCAAACCAAAGAAGGAGGGUUCCAGAGACCGAGUGAAGUCAACCACAGACAGCCCGCCCCCGCAGCUGGAGUCCCCGGACCCCACCUCGACACCCGCUUCUCAGCCUCUCAGAUCUCAGCCCGAGAAUCCCGAGUCCACCCCGUCGGGCUCCAGCUGUGCAGAUGAGCAUGAUGCCCACAAUGGGCCCCUGGGAAAAGGCCCUGGGGACCUAAAGCCAAAGCGAGGGUCCCCGCACAGAGGCAGCCUUGACCGCAAGGACGCCUCUGCCGACCCAGCCGUGAAGCUCUGGCCCGUGGAGCUGGGCCCCCGGCCCUGUUCGACCUCAGCCAUCAACACAACCCCUUCCAGCUCCACCCCCAUCUCCCGGCACCCAGGCCGCACCAAAGGCUAUAAUUCCGACGACAGCCUCUGCGAGCCGUCCCUGGAGCUCGAGUUCGCUCACCAUAGGCAGUACGUGUCCAGGCCAGGGAGCUUGGAGAGCAGUAGAAAUGCAUCCAGCGACAGCUCACCUCUUAACCUGAAAGGUUCCUCCGACCAGCUCCACCGCAGGUCCGAGAGCUUCAGCAGUGAAGACCUGAUCCCCAGCAGGGACACGGUCCCUGCCAGCACCCCGGGGCGCCCCGCCCUUGGCCGCCAUGAGUACCCCCCACCCCGGAACGGGCCUCUCCCCCAGGAGGGUGUCCAGAAGAGGGGUGCUGCCCUGCCCCACGGCGGGGUGCGGCCCUGCUCCGCCUCCCCAAGUAGCGAGAUGGUCACCCUGGAGGAGUUCCUGGAGGAGAGCAACCGGGGCUCCCCAUCCCCCGAUGCUCCCAGUUGCCGGGAUGACCUGCUGAGCGACUACUUCAGAAAGGCCGGUGAGCUCUCGGGCAUCGGCGGCCAGCCAGGCCCACCUGCCAGGAAAGAAGGGGCCAGAAUGCCCACCAGCCUUGUGGCCCCCACCGUUAAGGUGGCCGUCGCCACCUCUGAGGGGAAGCUGCUGAAGCCCGGGCAGUACGUGAAGCCAAACUUCAGACCUGCUGAGGCCGAGGCCCCGCCCAGUGCCCCCCAGAGGCCAGUGCAGCCCCCCCAGAGCCUGUCCCUGGGCAGGCCCCGGCAGGCCACCAUGCCCCCCGCUGCCCACGCCCCUGCCAGCCGGAGCGCAUCCCUGAGCCGGGCCUUCAGCCUGGCCUCCGCCGACCUCCUCCGGGCCAGCGGGCCGGAGGCCUGCAAACAGGAGCCAGGGGGCCCCGACUCCUCGGGGGGCAGAGAGACAGGUGGCCACGGCUUGCAGAGCCCCGGCUCCCACAGCCUGGCCCGGGAGCGGACCCCACUUGUGGGAAAGGCUGGUGGCUCCUGCCAGGGCCCCAGCCCCCGGAGCCGGCCACUGGACGUGAGGCGCUUCUCCCUGGCCCCCCCGAAGGAAGAGAGGCUGGCUCCCCUGCAGCAGUCGGCCACGGCCCCAGCCCUUGCGGCUGGAAGCGGCAGCAGCAGCUCCCAGCUCCAGCACUUCCCACCUGCUGCGGCCCUGGCCGCCAGGACUAAGCCCCCAGCACCUUCCCACCUGGGGGAGGCAGCCGCCAUCGUCCCUGUCCGGACGGGGCUCAGCCCCUCGGAGGGGGACGGGGCCCCGGGGCAGGGCCCCAGCGAGGGCCUCCCCGCCAAGGGCUCAAGCAGGCCUCCCGACCUGGCCCCCCACGGCAGCCGGGCCCCCGAGGACUACAGUCGUGGGAGCAGCACCAAGAGCACGCCAGCGUCCCCUGAGCCCGGGGACCAGAAUACGGUGUGGUACGAGUACGGCUGUGUGUGACUUGGUCCCGGACCCGAGGCUCCUGAACCGAAAAACUACUGACGCACCUUCCCCCCUGCGCCUGUGGUGCCAGGAAAGGGUUUUAGGAGGAAAGGGUUCCCGUGCAUUUCUUCUGUGUUGUUAUUACUUCACUGUGCCAAGCCCUGGGAGGACUGCACCCCCCACUGGGUACCUGUCUCUGCAUCUCUAGCCUCCGGCAGCUGGCAUCUUCUGAACAAAUCCACUUUGGCAUGGGGACACUCAGAACUGACCCCAAAGCAGACACUAUAUGAGUGCACCCCUGUAGAACACUCAUUUGCAACUUGCUGACCUCCAUUGAAACACGCGUGAAUGUGGGCGUGGGCAACCACACACACACACACACACUCUCACACUCACACAGGGCUGAGUCCCAGUGGGUCUGAAAACUACUCCCUUCCCAAAAGCCAUUUGAUCCUAGCAGCCCAGCCUGGCCAAACGACAAAGGUCUCGAGGGCCUUGGGCGGACCCCAGAGGCAGGCUCCCUGUUGAGAGCCGGGAGCGCUGCCGCGCCACUGCUGGGGUCCCGAGCACUUCCCUACACCCCAGAGCCAAGGUGGCCUCCAGGCAGGGGCCUCUGCCUAGGGCGUUUGCCUCCCCAACCCCGCAGCUGCCCCUCCUGGGCUCUGCACGGAGGGCUCCCGACGCCAGUCGGACCCCUGCCUUCAGUGGCUCCCUUGUUUGGAAACACUGGAUCUGCUGGGCCGGGGGGAGGGGCAGAGAGGAGCCCCCGGCCCAGCGAGUAUACAUAGUGUACAGAGGGGAGGCGUGUGCGGGGCGAGGUGCACGCUCCGUUUGUGACGUGGCUGCAGCGCCCCCACCUCCCUGUCUCAGGCGAGAUGUUGAUUUAUUAUUUCUGAGUAACUGCUCAUGGUAGAAACCAAAUUUCUUUUAAUAUAUUACAUAUGUAUGUACACACUCAUGUGAAAUAUAUGUACUUCGAGGGGGUCUAUUUAUGUUCCAUUGGGAGUUAUUCUUUCUUCUCCAGAAUCUCACCUGCUGCUUUGUGUAUUUGGUCAGAUUCCUGGCACGUUUCGUUUCCUGUGGUUUAGUAAAGGUGCUUCUCCUGGGAUGUACUAAA
Messenger RNA from Sus scrofa (pig), 7432 nucleotides. It is a transcript of the gene CCDC88C, whose product is annotated as coiled-coil domain containing 88C. NCBI's taxonomy places the organism in Eukaryota, Metazoa, Chordata, Mammalia, Artiodactyla, Suidae. The record is from RefSeq and is a predicted model, not a curated record. Gene Ontology annotation, molecular function: dynein light intermediate chain binding; microtubule binding. Gene Ontology annotation, cellular component: centrosome; cytoplasm. Gene Ontology annotation, biological process: cytoskeleton-dependent intracellular transport; cytoplasmic microtubule organization.